UGUCAUUUUACUCUGUUUUAAUAAUUUAUGAAUCACAAUCACAUUAAUGAAGUCUCAAAACAGAUUAAUUUAUUUUAACAUAUCAAUUUGAAUAUAGAUCCUUUAUCUAUAAAUAUAUUUAUGUUUUUAUUACUUUCACUGCAGUAAAACAUUUAUAAGAUGCCGUCACUGCGAAUAGAUCAGAGUGAUCUGAAGUGCAAGAAUGGAUGCAACUUCUUUGGCAAUCCUCAGUGGCAAGGGUAUUGUUCAAAAUGUCACAGGGAACAGCUCCAGAGACAGCGAUGGGCAGAGAGAGGCUUAACCGCGACUCUACCCAAGCCGGUGCAGAAGAAAAUGGAGCGCUCAUUGAAGUUGUCCUCACACUCGUCGUUCUCAAAGUUUGAAGAGAAGCGUCUCCGACAGAGCGAGACGCUGAAGAAUAAGACGAACCUGCUGAAGUUCAGUGUAUUCAGCAAAAGUAAGAGCAGCGAAAUUCAAGAUCAAACUCCCGAGAGGAAGCCACCGGAGUUCAAGGUCCCGGCGACCGUGUACGAGCUGAUGAAGAAGGAUUGGGCGGAAAACUUUCCAAACCUACCGGUGCAAGUGGACAGGGAAUGUAGAGUGUUUGUACACCGCUUCAUCUGGGAUGUGAUCAAUUCGUCUUACGUGAUGUCGGUCGACGAACUAUCAGAGAGGGUCCAAAGAUACUAUCAGCAAUUCAUCAAGUACACGGACAACUCCCCCCACCUGGUGAGCGCGGAGCCCGAGCUGAAGGAGAGGCUCAUAGACUUCGUGGAGAAGCACGCCAUGACCUACUUACACGACCUUCCAGGUGUUGUGUUCUCUCCCCACGGUACUGAGGACGAGCGUCUGGACCGCGCCAUGUCAGAACGAAUCCAGCAGCUGAGCUGGGUCGGAGAGAAGCACCUGGAGUGCAAGCUGGACCACUCCAACGAAUGCAGUCAACUGCUGUACAAAGCCAUUAGCGAAUUGCUGGCUAUGGAUGGAGCUCCUUAUGGUGGCGGUAAGCUGGCCCACGUCCGCAGAGCGUGUAUCCACGUACUGGAACUGUGCGGUGCGCCAGCAUCAGCUGACGAUCUGCUGCCAAAACUCAUCUUUACUGUGUUGAAGGCGAAUCCCCCGCGCCUUGUGAGCAACAUCAACUUCGUGACACGCUUCUGUAACGCGCAGAGGUUAAUGACUGGCGAGGCUGGCUAUUACUUCACGAACUUGUGUUGCGCGGUGUCCUUCAUAGAGAACUUGACGGCCGAGUCAUUGAGCAUGGACAAGAAGGAGUUUGACUGCUAUAUGGCGAUGCCUGCCUCUAUCGGUGGCAGCACUUGGGCGGCUGCAUUAUCUUUGUGUGGAGCUGUGAAGGAGGCUGAAGAACAACGACAGCACGCCGAGAAACUGAUGGAAGAAAUAGAAAAGUUACAGGAUGACGCCGAACGGCUCGCAAAUAACGCUGAAACGUUUGAGAAAGAAAUCGCAAAGAAAGUGCAGGAUGUGCUAGCGAAAACUCCGCUGGAAAUAAAACCACGUCGAGAACUUCCCCGACUUCGGAUCCUACGGAAUUCUACUGGACCACUCAUCGACCUCGAAACAUCGAAGACCACGGUUCCAGGAGAAGACAAACAGAUGAUACCACAGAUUAACAUACCGGAUACGAAGCCGCAAGAGAAAGUAGAUUUGCAGUUCGAAGCUUUGAAUAGUAGGACAGAAAACGUUUUAAGUUUCGACAUGGACAAAUCACCUCCGAAGUCCCCUCAGAACCAGCCGUGGGAAUCGAAACAGACGGGAUCCUUUGAACUCCUCACCCCCUCCCCGAUCAGUUUUCCUCUCUUCGACUCGAGAUCCAUCGACGAGAGGAUGGAUGAACUGAUGACCCCGGAGGAGUUUGGUCCAGAUAAUCUCAGUCUCGGCUUGAGUAAUAUAAACUAUGACAUAGACCUGUCCGACCUCAGCGGCGAUAACAGUUACGCUGAAGACACGCCUAAGGAGCCGAAAGACCCUUUCAGUCCUGAUGGAAUAAAAAAGGAUCCGUUAUUCGAUCCAUUCGCGCCUCAAACUAGUAAUUACGCCAUGCUAGAGAAGUUUGAUGAGUUCACAUUGGUGGACACAAAAAAUAAAGACGCUUCGGAUUCAUUCGAAGUGGUUCAUAGAACGAAUGAUUUUCAGACGAACGCAGAACAAUCAGAUCCAUUCGGUCUUGUACCAGCUGAAGCCACUUCAAUUUUGGAUGAAAAUAAUUCACCUUCCGGUGCCUGCCUGCUACCAUCCCCACUGUUGCCUCAGAGCAGCAAGAAAAGUUGAACCAACAUUUCUUGACGAUAAAAAUUAAAUGUAAAACAGCUUCUAUUUAGAUAAAAUUUUUCUAUGAUCUGUAGGCGGAACAAGAAAUGUGUAAAUAAACCCACUUGUACUCUAUGGAUAUGACAAUUUAGUAACGAGGUGGUAUAUAUUGUUUUUAAUUACUUUCUCACAUUAUUUAUAAAUCAUACGAUAUAAAAAAAGAUUGUGCUUAAAUACAGGCAUAAAGAGGUCUUGAUUAAAGCCAGGCUCAGUUAGACCCAAAAAUCAAAAUAAUAAAUACUGUAUUGAAUUCUCAAAAAAAAA
This is a messenger RNA of Danaus plexippus (monarch butterfly), 2595 nucleotides long. It is a transcript of the gene Rabex-5, whose product is annotated as rab5 GDP/GTP exchange factor. Gene Ontology annotation, molecular function: DNA binding; small GTPase binding; zinc ion binding. Gene Ontology annotation, cellular component: endocytic vesicle; cytosol. Gene Ontology annotation, biological process: vesicle-mediated transport. Bases 160 to 2292 code for a protein of 710 amino acids. The record is from RefSeq and is a predicted model, not a curated record. Lineage: Eukaryota; Metazoa; Arthropoda; Insecta; Lepidoptera; Nymphalidae. The transcript has 11 exons.